UACUCGUUCAGUUACCCCUUUAAUUGCAUUGACCCUCAUCCCCAUCACCUUACCCACCAAUCUAAUCUGUUAGCUAUCCAUCAUCAUCAUCUUUGAGAAGCUCCCAUGGCUGAUAAUUCUGCUUGCAACCCGGACCUCAUUAUUGCUCAUAAAUUCCCCGAUACAACUUAUGCUUAUACUGAGAGAGAUGUAGCUGUCUAUGCCUUGGGUGUUGGAGCAUGUGGUCGGGACGCCGUCGAUACCGACGAACUUAAAUACGUUUACCAUGAAAACGGACAGCAGUUUAUCAAGGUUUUGCCAACAUUUUCUACUUUAUUUUCACUUAGAGGUCUGCCACAACUUAGUGGUGUGCCUGGCUUAAGGUUUGAUAAACGUCUUCUGUUGCAUGGACAACAAUACAUAGAAAUACACAAGCCACUUCCUUCAAAUGCCUCUAUACUUAACAAAACAGCCAUUGCAGGUUUCCAUGACAAAGGUAAAGCAGCAAUACUUGAACUUGAAACCAGAAGUUAUGAGAAAGAGUCUGGUGAACUAUUAACCUUGAAUCGGACAAGUGUUUUUCUACGUGGUGCUGGUGGCUUCUCAGAUCCAUCUAAGCCCUUUACAUACUCAAACUAUCCAGUCAAUCCGGCUUCAGCUAUGAAAAUCCCAAAAACUCAACCUUCUGCAGUAUUUGAGGAUUGUACCCAACCACCUCAGGCUUUAUUGUAUAGGUUAUCCGGUGACUAUAAUCCUCUGCAUUCAGAUCCUAUGAUUGCAAAGGUCGCAGGAUUUUCAAGGCCAAUUUUGCAUGGAUUGUGUACCCUUGGGUUUGCGGUACGGGCUAUCAUCAAAUGUAUUUGCAGGGGAGAUCCAGACAUGGUCAAAAGCAUCUUUGCACGGUUCCUUUUGCAUGUGUAUCCUGGUGAAGCACUCAUCACCGAGAUGUGGCUUGAAGGCUCGAGGGUCAUAUAUCAGGUAAAGGCGAAAGAAAGGAAUCGAGCAGUGCUGUCAGGCUAUGUUGACCUCCAUCGAUUAGCAGCUUCACUAUAAUCAACUAGAAAUCAACUUGAUAUAUAUCCGACUUGUGUUAUAAGUGCUGCUUCAAAGUGCAAACUUCAUAAAUAGGGAACUUAAUGAAUGGAAAAUUUGAAAAUGAAGUUGAAUUUCUUAAAA
Messenger RNA from Gossypium raimondii (Peruvian cotton), 1155 nucleotides. Its product is annotated as enoyl-CoA hydratase 2, peroxisomal. The transcript has 11 exons. Gene Ontology annotation, cellular component: peroxisome. Lineage: Eukaryota; Viridiplantae; Streptophyta; Magnoliopsida; Malvales; Malvaceae. The record is from RefSeq and is a predicted model, not a curated record. The coding region runs from base 106 to 1032 and encodes 308 amino acids.